This is a messenger RNA of Gossypium arboreum, 697 nucleotides long. RefSeq names its product 17.1 kDa class II heat shock protein-like. The record is from RefSeq and is a predicted model, not a curated record. The coding region runs from base 88 to 564 and encodes 158 amino acids. Lineage: Eukaryota; Viridiplantae; Streptophyta; Magnoliopsida; Malvales; Malvaceae. Gene Ontology annotation, biological process: response to heat; protein folding; response to salt stress. The transcript has a single exon.
UUUAAAUAUAACACAAAUUCCCAUCCAAAAAACACAGAAAAAAGAAAAGAAAAGAAAGAUCGAAAGUCACCAUUCUCGCCUAAAACAAUGGAUUUCAGAGUCAUGGGCUUCGAUUCACCACUGUUCCAUACCCUCCACCACAUAAUGGACCUCAACGAAGACGGUGAUAACAAGAACAACCCCAACGCCGCGUCAAGGACCUACGUACGAGACGCCAAAGCCAUGGCGGUGACACCGGCGGACAUCAAAGAGGACUCGAAGUCGUACAUGUUCGUUGUCGACAUGCCAGGGCUAAAACCGGGGGACAUAAAGGUGCAAGUGGAGGAAGAGAAUGUGCUGUUGAUAAGCGGAGAACGGAAGCGAGAGGAAGAGAAAGAAGGGGCGAAGUAUAUUCGGAUGGAAAGGAGGGUGGGGAAGUUGAUGAGGAAGUUUGUGUUGCCGGAGAAUGCGAAUAGGGAUGGUAUAACGGCGGUGUGUAAAGACGGGGUUUUGACUGUGACGGUGGAGAAAUUGCCACCGCCUGAACCUAAGAAGCCUAAGACCAUUGAGGUCGAGAUUUGUUGAAGAGCGUUGCUUUUGUUUUUAGUUAAUGUUGUUUUGGCCUUUAAAUAAUUCUAGUUGAUGUGUCGCUUCCAGUUUUUGGGGUUUGUGAUGGAAUUAUGUUAUAGUUGAUAAUGAUAAAUUGAUGUUUGUUCUA